This is a messenger RNA of Seminavis robusta, 1146 nucleotides long. The record is from the annotation of a GenBank genome assembly. NCBI's taxonomy places the organism in Eukaryota, Bacillariophyta, Bacillariophyceae, Naviculales, Naviculaceae.
AUGGCGACUCUUUCCAGAACUCUUUUGUGUAUGGCCUCUUUGGCAGUUUCGGCUUCGGCCUUUAUGGUUCAGCCUCGGCACACUGCUACCACCACUACCAGUACAAAUGGUGCUCGAACCACACCCCUUCACAUGGCCACUUGGUCCGACAGCAAGGCCGUGAAAGAGUAUCAGGAGUUUCUCGAUACUGGCAACCAAGAUAUUGAGCGAAGACGCGAUCAACCUUCUGUCAUUCUCAUGACCCCGGAUGGCGCUUCGGAAAUGGCAGAAGCAUUGUGGGGCAUGGGAAUGGGCGAUGACAUUGUCAUGCAGCCCUUUGAUUCGUUGCCCGCCGAAAUUGAUGGCAAUUACGAGUACCCCAUUUACGUGACUCUCCCUCCCUGGCAGAUUGCUGAAUUCAUUCGCAACUUGCCACCGGAAUACCUCCAACGUGCCGAUGACUUUGUGUUCUUUAGUGGUGGCCUGAACCAUGGAAACAUUGAAGACGUCCUCAAGGAUUUUGGAUUCUGUCGGGAUUCCAUGACCCAAGUACUCACGUCCGGACUCCGUGUGACGGAACUCAAGACUGUCGUCGACACGGGUGUUCAAUUGGGAUUUGCCGGCAAUGAAGAAGAGAAAUGGGCCGGACGGUGUACUGCCUGUGGCAAAUGGAACGGUGCCAUUGCCGAACGCAUGGAACGCAACAAUGUCAUUUGCAAGACGGACUUUUACCGCGAAUGGAGACGUCAAAUGUGGGAGGAUUCCCUCGCCACGGGCAUCUUUCACUUGUUAGGAGCCGUUCGAGAAGAACCCACCAGCAUUCAAAACGUGGCCAACUACUACUACGAAGAAGCCAGUGAUUUGUUGUGGGAAAUGUCCUCCCAGUUGCGUGGAUGGAAGGCCAUUACGCUCAUGUUUGGAUUUGAGGAGCGCAUGUUUGGUGUUGCUGAAGCCAAUGGAGGAGACAUUGCCUGUCAAGUGAACAAUGAAAUGUACCCCUUUAUCUGGGGUAACUCUCUGUUGAUUCAAAGUAACCUCUACCUCGAAUACCUCAACUAUGCCCAGCAGUCGUUGGGACUCUUCCAAGGAAUCCAGUUGCCCGAGUAUCAGCAAGAAGAAAACUCCAUCAUGCGCAAGGGUAACUUGCGGGCCGACGGAGUUGUUUAA